AUGGCUCGCUCCUCCUCGAAGUCUCGCCAAUCGCGCCAGUCCAGUGCCGCCGUCGCCAAUCACAACGACUCGAGCAACUCGAGCGACGUCGAAGAUAGCGCCGACGAGCGGGCAUUCGAGCUGCCGAGGCGCAGCAGGACGAGGAAGCACGAUCGAGCGGAGGCUGCCAACUUGUACAGUCCCGGCAGCUCCUGGAUGAGGACGACAAAGAAGGACCCGUCAAGGAAGAUUAUCUUGACGGGCGGAGCACCCUCUUAUCCGCACCAAGACGAGCGCGCGCAGCAGCCCAACGUGGUAGAAGCUCAGCCUCAUCAUUCCGACCACGGCUGGUAUCAUAGCGAUCCACAACUCGACGGCAGGCACAAGAUGAGCUGGGUUCCGGCAGUCUUUGUGAUCCUGGUGGUCAUUAUCAUCAUCGUUGUGGUUGCUGUUGUGCAGAAGUAA
Molecule: messenger RNA, 444 nt
Organism: Rhodotorula toruloides NP11
Lineage: Eukaryota; Fungi; Basidiomycota; Microbotryomycetes; Sporidiobolales; Sporidiobolaceae
Exons: 3
Coding region: 1-444 (147 amino acids)
Source: RefSeq, a predicted model, not a curated record